AUAUAUAUAAGUGGAGCCAUCUUCGUCUUCCUUGCCAAUCAAUCAAGGGGAGCAAAUGCAAAUGUACAUGGCCAGCAGCAGCUCCGGCCACCGCUCUCCACGGCGCUCCGCCGCAACGGCGGCGCUGGUGCUCGCGACUGCCGGCCUCCUCCUCCUGCUGCCACCACUGGCACGCGGGUCGACGUCCACCGAGCAGCAGCAGCUGCUGCAGCAGCAGGAGGAGGACCGCAUCCUGGGACUGCCGGGGCAGCCCAACGGCGUGGCGUUCGACAUGUACGGCGGCUACGUCACCGUCGACGAGCAGGCCGGCCGCGCGCUCUACUACUGGUUCCAGGAGACGGCCGACCCAGGCACGGCGCCGCUCCUCCUGUGGCUAAACGGCGGGCCCGGGUGCUCCUCCAUCGGCGGCGGCGCGCUGGAGGAGCUCGGCGCGUUCCGCGUCCACACCGACGGUCAGACGCUCCUACUCAACGAGUUCGCGUGGAACAAAGCGGCGAACGUGCUCUUCUUAGAGUCGCCGGCCGGCGUGGGGUUCUCUGACACCAACACCAGCUCCGACCUCCUCGUCGGCGACGACAGAACGGCUCAAGACGCGUACACUUUCCUGGUGAAAUGGUUCGAGAGAUUCCCGCAGUACAAGUACCGCGAUUUCUACAUUGCGGGAGAGAGCUACGGAGGUCACUAUGUUCCUCAGCUGUCCCAGCUUGUGUACAGGAACAACAUCGGCGUCGAGAAUCCUUAUAUCAACUUCAAAGGAUUCAUGGUCGGAAACGGCGUGACCGAUGACUUUAUCGACACGAUCGGCAUGUUUGAGUACUGGUGGCACCACGGCCUCAUCUCUGACGAGACCCUGGAGAGCGGUCUGAAGGUUUGCCUGGACGGCAGCACCUUGACCAAGCCCUCGCCGGAGUGCCAGAAGAUCAUGGACAAGGCCACCGAGGAGCAAGGCAACAUCGACGUCUACAGCAUCUACACGCCGCCGUGUGAGAAGGGGACCCCAUACGCGCGCAGGCGCCGCCGCACACUGAUGCUGCCUCCAUACGACCCGUGCACCGCCUUCUACUCGACCAACUACCUGAACAUCCCCGAGGUCCAGAGGGCCAUGCAUGCCAACGUCACCGGCAACAAGGGCCCAUGGAUUAUGUGCAACAUGGCCAUAUAUGAUAACUGGACGACAGACACACCCAUUUCCAUGCUGCCCAUCUACAAGGAGCUCAUUGCAGCUGGCCUCAAGGUCUGGGUCUUCAGUGGCGACACGGACACUGCAGUACCGCUGAGCUCGACCAGGCGCUCCCUUGCUGCCCUGGGCCUUCCUGUUAAGACCAGCUGGUACCCCUGGUACAUUGUCAAAACUGAGGUUGCUGGCUGGAGCAUGGAGUAUGAAGGCCUGACCUUUGUCACCGUCCGCGGCGCCGGGCACGAGGUUCCCCUGCACCGUCCGGAGCAGGCGCUCAUCCUGUUCCAGCACUUCCUGCAGGGCGAACCCAUGCCGGCCGAGGCGAAAAAUGCCAGCGUCAUCCUCCUUCCUAGUGAGAAGGCUACCUCUUACUGAGCAUGCAAGCACCUGUCGGCUGUCGUUGUGCUUGAUGACGAAGACUCCACUACGAAUAAAAGAUGCUGUUGAUCUGCAUCUUGAGAAUAAAAGCUGGAGUAUCUUGUUUCCUUAUAAUGAAUAAUGUAUGAACCGUUGGCUUCGCGAUGGAUCUAUUAUAUUGUUUUUCUUCGGAAAAGCAUAUAUGAAUAAUGCAUGCCGAGUUCAGCCACAUGAAAAUUUGAAGAAUUUUCAGUCGUAUUUCAA
Panicum virgatum (switchgrass) is the source of this 1798-nucleotide messenger RNA. Its product is annotated as P-(S)-hydroxymandelonitrile lyase-like. Gene Ontology annotation, molecular function: serine-type carboxypeptidase activity. The record is from RefSeq and is a predicted model, not a curated record. Gene Ontology annotation, cellular component: vacuole. NCBI's taxonomy places the organism in Eukaryota, Viridiplantae, Streptophyta, Magnoliopsida, Poales, Poaceae. The transcript is spliced from 10 exons. Bases 56 to 1552 code for a protein of 498 amino acids. Gene Ontology annotation, biological process: proteolysis.